Messenger RNA from Culex quinquefasciatus (southern house mosquito), 8501 nucleotides. RefSeq names its product insulin receptor substrate 1 (gene chico). Gene Ontology annotation, biological process: insulin receptor signaling pathway. The record is from RefSeq and is a predicted model, not a curated record. NCBI's taxonomy places the organism in Eukaryota, Metazoa, Arthropoda, Insecta, Diptera, Culicidae. Gene Ontology annotation, molecular function: insulin receptor binding; phosphatidylinositol 3-kinase binding. Bases 1586 to 7300 code for a protein of 1904 amino acids. Gene Ontology annotation, cellular component: plasma membrane; cytosol. The transcript has 13 exons.
UUGUUUUUAGUUAGUUACCGCCUCUCCGAUUGACGUGUUGUGUGUCGGUUUUUCUCUUCGGGGUUUUUGUGUGUGGGUCGAUUCGCGCGCGCGAUUUUUCCACGUAAAACACACACACACACAAACGUCGGUACGUUUCGCCGGGAUUUUCCGGAUUUCCGGCUUGUUGUCGGCGGUUGGUGUUGUGCUUGUACAAUAUACUAUUGUUGAUAUGAAACUUGUCCCGAAAAUAAAAACAGCAGCAGCAGCAGCAAAAAAAACUUAAAAAUAAUUGAAAUUCCAGUUUGAAAACAACCUCACCGACUGAUAGUGUGGCUGAGCUGCAGCAGGUGAAAAAGUGAAGGGUUGAAGAAAAUAAAAAAGAUUUAUUAAAGUACACAGCAGCAGCCCUCAGAACCGCGGCGUUGUUUUGGUGUUGUCGAAAGUUGAAGUCCAAACUUCUUCUGAGGAAAAAAAAGAAGUGGGAAAAAAAGUUGGAAAGAUUGUAUGUGAGUACGUAAGAGCGGAGCACAUCCAUUCCAUAAGGAGCCUGGAAAAAAUAAAUAACUUAACCUCAAAGAAAGCAAAAAAAAAAGGAAGAUUGAAGGAAAGUUGUUCCUUGUGUUGUUGCUGUUUGUAGGGGGGUUAAAAUAUGUGUAAAAUUUAAAGAAGGUAGCAGAAAGGAGCAAAAAGUGUGAACCAAUAAAAAAUAAAGCAACCAAAAAAAGAAAAGAUAAGCAAAAUCUGGGUGACACAGCGAAGAAGUUGACGUGCGAAAUAAGCUCAGUGUAGUUGGGAUUGCAGGAGCUUGGCCAGUACUUGUGUGUGAGAUGGCUUGAUGUUUUAUCGAAGGUGUAGUGCUUUUAUUGGCGUUGUGCAAGCCCUCUAGAGAGUGUGAUUUGUGGCUAGUGAGAGAAGAAAAAAAGUGCGUUGGUGCGUAGCAAACCAAUUUAUAAAAAAAAAGUUAAGAAGAAGCAAAAUAGAGGUAAUAAAAUAAAGCAGAGAGGAAAAAUCGAAGAAAAUAAAUAAAAGUGUAUUAAUCCACUCCAACGAGGAGGUCGCAAUUGCGUAAGAUUAUAUUUUGUUCGCUGCACAUUUUUCCCAGUGUGCCCACGAAAGCCUUACACAAGGAAAAGAAAAAAGAAUAACCAGGAGUCCAAUUUUAUUGGCAACACCGUGAAGAAAAAGAAAAGUGUCCCAAAACAAGUCGCCACCCCCCUUUCGGCUGAAGCAGUCCUGUCGAGUCGUUGUUACGUGAUCCGCGCUAAUAAAUUGGAAAUUGAAUAGAAGAAACCUAAUUAAGUGGGGGGCCGCAUUACUCGACGACCAGAAGUCGACGUUUUAAUCGUGGGGUCCACACGUGUGUGCAUGUUCGACGACGAGGUUUCGAGCUGAGCUUUCGAAGGGCAGCAGCAGUUUUUGGCAGUUGUGUUUUCCAGCAGAGAAGGCAACAGUAGCAGCGCCGUCGGGCGGAGGUCGCGAUUGUUCUGAUUACUCAAUUUCAGAGAGUUACACCAUCAAGACGUCGUCUUCGGAAAAGCCGCCGCCAUCUCGGUCACAUUCAAACAGUUCUCAUGGGCCACCGUGGCGGAAAAUUGCCGCCGCGAUGUCCACACUCACUAGCAACGCAAACAGCAACAACAACAACCUUAUCAUCACCUCACCAGCGACCUCGUCCAGUUCCAGCAACAACAACAACUGCAACGCCAUCAACAACAACAAUCCGGGUACGCCGAACCAAAGCCAGAACCAGCAGCACCAGAGUGCGCUCGCUUCCGGCGUUAGCAGCGCCAAGAGGUUGCUUCCGUUCGCCCGCAGCAUGUCGUCGUCGUCGAACGGCGGAGCUGGUGGGGGCGCUCCGGGUUCCACCGGAGGCAUUCCGGCCGAGUUGAACGUGGUGCUGCACGGGUACCACCGGAAGCUCAAGACGAACAAGAAGAAGUACUUUGUGGUGUACGACGAUCUGCCGAACAAGAGUGCCCGCCUGGAGUACUUUGACAGUGAGAAGAAGUUCAAGCAGUCGUGGGUGAAGAACAGCUCGGUGCACGCGAAGCGCAGCAUCAUUCUGCGCAACUGCUUCAACAUCAACAAGGGGCACGACCCGAAGAAGCACGUGAUCGCGCUGUACACGCGCGACGAUUGCUUCAGCAUUGUGUUUGACAGCGAGGAGGAGCUGAACCGGUGGCUGAGGACGCUGUGGUCGCUGCAGAGGGGAGAGGAAGGAGCGGAGGGCGAGCCGCCGAGACCCACUUUUGAGCACGUCUGGGAUGUGUUUGUCCAGCGGAAGGGCCUCGGCGACAGCUACGGCAUCCUCGGCAACUACCGGCUGUGCAUCACGGACAAAACGCUGUCGCUGGUCCGGAUCGGGCCCCCGACCACGGUCAACGGGGACAGCCGCGUCGAGCAGGUCGAGUUUUCGCUGGCCGCGAUUCGGAGAUGUGGCGCCUCGCAGCGUUACUUCUACCUGGAGGUCGGCCGGAGCACAAAAACCGGCGCCGGCGAAAUCUGGAUGGAGGCCCAGGACGCUAUGAUUGCCCACAACAUGCACACAACGAUCAUGAAAUCUGCCAAAAACAAGGACUGCGACAGCCUCGGCCCGAUGCGGAAUCGGUCCUCGUCGGCGAACGCGGCCUCCAAGCCGACUCAGAUGCUGGUCCGCCGCCAGACCCACACCGGUCAGAAGCCGAUCAACUGUUCGCCCUCUGGUGAAGAGCCGGGCUCGCCGGUCCCACAUGCAUCACCCUAUGCACCGGGUUCCGAGUCCUCCUCGUCGGCCACUAGCACUAAUACCGUAGUUAUGGUCCCGCCAAAUUCAAAUUCCGGUCAAAAUUUGAGCAAACCCAAUCAAAACCAACCGUCGUCGCCGUCACCAUCGACGGCCAGUGGGGGACCCCUCGGCGGUGGCAACUCCCCCUCCCCCUUUCCCUCGUUCCCCUCGCCGACGCCCUCCUACAGCGGCAAGAGCGCGAUCAAAAAGCCCAAACUGGCCCCGCCCCCCGAGGAGGAGGCCGUCACCCUGUCCUCGUACACGUCCCUGGUCCGCCAGCCGUCGUCCCCCGGGGGUGUCCUCCUUGCACCACAACCAGCACCACCCACACCACCUGCAGCACCCUCACUGGCCAUUCUGCCGCCGUGCUCCAAUGGCGGCCCCGGCGCGACCAACACUGAGUUCCCACCACCAGCACCACCGAGUGACCACGCCGGUGAACCCUCGUCGACGGCCCUGAUGUUGCCCCCGUCGCCAUCGUCCUCACUGAGCAAGUACCCUCGGUAUCACCAGCCACAAACCCACCACCAGCAGCAGCAAGCCUCGUUGGCCAACGGAGGCAGCUCCGGGAGUUCCGAUUCGUCGUCCUGUUGCUCGUCGACGGCCAGCAUCCAGACGGCGAUUACGGCCUCGAUGAGGGCCGCUGCGGUGGCCGUCGUGGGGGGAUGCGGGGGUGGUGCCAUGCUGCCCCCACCGACGCCACUGUCCACGGGUAGUCAGGCUGCCGCCCGCGGCUCGUCCCUUUCGCUGGGGGUGUUGACGAGGAGGGGCGGUGGUAGUAACAGCAGCGGCGGCAGCUCCGGCGGUGGGAACAACUGCGGAAAUCCGCUGUAUCUGUCGACGAUUCCGUUGAGACGGCUGAGGAACUCCUUGCGGAGGCACUCGAUUUCAGGUGCCGCCAUAGCCCGCGAACGCUGCGACAGUCUUCCGUCGCGCAACAGGACCUCGAGUGAAACCAGCACGGUAGCGGGAACAACCCAGCAGCAGCAGCAGCAACUUCACCUCAACAGCGGCGGAAUGCCACCGCCGCGGACGAUCCCUUCGGCCUCGGCCUUCCACCAGCGGCCCCACUCGAUGGUGAUGGUCCAGAACCGGCAGAGCCACAGCCACAGCCCGCCCGUCCACUCGUCCCCGCUGAGCCCGCCGUCGACCGGGGCAUGCUCGACCGGCAGCGACGGGUCCUCGCUCAGCAUCGACGAAACGGACAGCUUCGUCGAUCCGCUCACCCCGGACGAGGGCAAUGGCUUUCCCAAGGUCAUUAAUCCGCUCAGCUCGGGAUGUUCGAUCCCGGAGGAAAACUCCGACGAGUACAUCCACAACUACGGCCGGAUCAACCAGCGACUUUUUGGUCAGCACCGCUCGAUCGAGGAGUUUGGCAGUCAUGCGGUCAGAAGGGGCAGUCCGGCACCACCAGGAGGCCACCACUCGCAGCUUCACCACAACCUGCAACAACAACAACAACAGCACCACCACCAUCACCAGCAGCAGCAGCAGCAGCACACGCCCCAAAUGUCCGGCUCGGUCGAGGGCAACUACAUGGACAUGUGCAGCCCCUGCGGAAGCUCGCCGGGCGAUCCGUCCGGCAACGGGGGCUACAUUCCGAUGUCACCGGUGGCCGAUUAUCCGAGGGGCCUCUACACGGGCAGCUCGAGCGCACACUCGCGCGCCUCCAGUCUCGCGGAGGACGUCCCCGACGGUUAUGUUCCUAUGGCACCCGGUGGCACCGUCGUCGUCGCCGGCGCCAACGCCACCACCAGCUCAGCCUCAACCUCAGCCGCCCCGGAAGAAUCCUACGUGGACAUGGAACCCGCGAGCCUGCGCAGCAGCAGCACCCACGUCCCGACGCCGGGCAUUCCGACGCCCUCCGCUGGCAACGGGAACAUCAGCUCGGCGGCGUCCAGUUGCAGCAUCACGAGCGGAACUCCGUCGACGGAUAUGCGCUUUUCGGCGUACCACUUGGAGAAGGUCGAGGCGCGGUUUACGCCGAGUGAGGACGACGAGAUGGAUCGACCGCUGCGGACGUACUCGGUGGGCAGCCGGUUGGAGCAUAACAAGCGGAAGUUGAGGGUGGAUAUGCUGAGUUCAGCGGUUGAGAGUGGUGGCGCGGGGGGGAAUUCGCGAGUGCGAGCGUUUUCGGUGGGUUCGCGGGCGAAGGUUCCGCGGUCGGAGUUGUAUAAGGGCAGUGGUGGGGCGCCGAUUACGGCGCCACUGCUGUCGGCGGGGAGUUCCGGGAGUAUGCAGGAGAGUGCGAGUGGGAGUGGGAGCAUUACGAACACGUCGACGAUCGGUGGGAUGGUGGGGUCGGGGUCGAGUUCGAGUGUUGGGAAGGCUGGGGCAUCGGGGACGUCCGCGACGUCGGGUAAGAAGUCGAUCAGUGCGCCGGUGUUGGUGAGUAGUAAGCCGCACGGGUCGUUCGACCCGAUGGACGACCUGAUGGAGAUUGACUUUGGUGCGUCGUAUCACGGGGGAGAGCCGGAGAGUAGUACGCCGCAAAAGGGGAUGGGAAUGGAGGAUUACAUGGAGAUGGGAGCGGUUGGGGGAGCGGCCACUUCAGCGAUCGAUACCGGUUACAUGGAGAUGAAGCCGGGUCAUUUAGCGCCGGUGCCGCUGGAGGAGAGUGACUACCUGGACAUGAAGCCUGGUUGCUACGAGCCAAACCUGUCGACGAAGAGCACGAGUUCGCCGAUCACGAUCAACUCGCCGAAGAAGUUCAACGGUGGUGGUGGGGCCGGCGGAAGUAACAACAACAACAACUACCUGGAGAUGUCCCCGCGCGGUGCAGGGCCAUCGUCACUGUCUUCCUCUUCGCAAACGCAACGCAAAGUACCUUCGGAUGAUUACCUGAACAUUAAUCCGCUGAUGGUGGGUGGUGGAAGUGGUGGGGGUGCCGGAACCGGUGGCGACAGUGGCAACGAGGACAAGAUGACACACGACGAGGACGAGCUGCUGGUGGCGCCGAGCAGCGCCCCCGAGGGUUACAUGGAGAUGUCCUGGAACCAGAACAAGUCUAGUCUUGGGGCGAAGGUCGAGCCGGCCGUUUCGGACGAGUACAUCAAUAUGGAUUUCACGCGCAAGGAACUGCCCGAGUCACGGCUCAGCUCGCAACCGAUCGCGAUCCAGUCGGGUGGGUUGCGCGUCGUUGGGGACCUGAUGAUGGAACCAAAGAUGGGCGGUGCGCCGUCCAAUAUUCCAAACUAUCUUCCGCUGAAUCCGGCCCAGCAACGACACGGUUCGGCCCAGAUCGGGUUCAGUCCCCGGUCACGGUGUGACUCCCGGGACAGUGGCAUCGUGACGCCUUCGGGCAGCCAAGCAACGAUCUUCCCCUUCAGUCCGGGCAGUCCCAUCAAACCGUUCGUCCAGGCGGAUCCUGACAAGUGCCUCAUCGACGGAACGAGCGGAACGCUGCUCAUCACCGAAAUGGACGAGCACAGCGAAGAAUCGAACGAAUCCCGCGUCGAGGACCUUAGCCAUAACUAUGCGGAGUUGAGUCUGCAGCAACCUCACACGAGCAACCUCAAGACUGAAAAAAGUCGGCCAAGUUCCUUCAAGCGAACCUGCACCACGACGACGACCUGCACCAGCACGCGGACGUCGGCCUCCGUCGUGACCACCGUCAAAUCCGCCGCCGUCGAAUAUCCGGACUACGUCAACUGCAGUCCCGUUACCACGCCCGUCACACCAAAGCCAACGUCCACUCCCAUGGUAGUGGGCGAUGACCAGGCCGGUGACUACGCCAUCAUGAACCCGGCCGCCACCGCCACCCUCCGCAAGCUGUCCAGCACCUCAUCCCAAUCCGAACUGGCCACACCCUGCCCAAACAACCCAUCCACCUCCUCCUCCACCAGCGACGUCGGUCUUCCUCCCCUCCUGGGCAAAAAAUCCAGCACGAUCGGCUUCCGGCCGAUCACUUCCAGCCAGGACGACGCCCUCCUCCGCAAAACCGCCAGCGGCGUCUCUCCCAAACCGGCCUUCGCGCGGCAAUUCUCCGAACGUCGCCCCACCGGCACGGACGCCUCCGGCUACGAACUACUCCAACGGUCCGCGUCCUCCCGACCCAACAGCGUCAACAGCGAAAAGAUCGGCUGCGGCACCGCCGCCACCAAAUGCCCUCCCUCCGCCGGCUCAACCCGGCCCAACUCCGCCAACUCGGACCGCCUGCCGGUCGUCAUAUCAGCUACCUCAUCGUCCGCUUCCUCCACCUUGACCCUCUGCGAAAGCAAAAACCAAAGCCCGAUGGCGUCAACCGCAACGCUAACGGACCAACCCAUCGUCUCCCGCCCACCCUCGGUAAGUUCCGAACGGGAGCUGCACUACGCCAGCCUCGAUCUACCGCCCUGCGGUACCAACCCGCCCCCGGCCACCCGCAUGGACGUCGACCCGGCGCCCAGCGACGCGCCAACGCCCGACUCGCUCAACUCCAGCCCUAGUCCCAACUCUGGAUGUACCUCGCAGCAGCCGCAGCCCCAGCAGGGCGCCUUCACGUACGCGCAAAUUGACUUUGACCGGACGGGGGCGCCGAUUCCGCCGAAGGCGGCCACCGGCGGGCAACCGUAAGAACACUUGUCUUGUAGUAGCAACAGAGAGAGGAACCCUGAAACUGCCAAUCCGGGGGGAAAGCCCUCCCCCGGAAGAAGCCUGGAAAACCCUCGGCGAUUGUUUGUUAGAAGGUUCGCCACCUUCCCAAAAAAAAAAAGAGAAGAAAAUCGAGAGAGAGAACGUGUGUUUCGGAAAACAAGCCGAAACGGUGUAAAUAUAUAUUGAAUCCAAAAUCGAAACAAAACAACAAAAAAUACAAGAUUCUUUGUUACCUGAGCAUGUCUUCGCCGAAUGAGCAAGUUGUUGUGUACAGAAACGAGAGCGAGAAUGAGAGAGCGGCGCGCGUGAUUGUUGUAUUUUUGUUAAGGUCUAGAGCGUUCCGGACACGUCAGUGCAGUGAAUCGUUUCGUCUUUGUUUUUGUAAUGUGUAACAAAAUGAGAGCAGAAAAAAAAGUUAGUGGUUAAGUGUCCGGAGAAAGAUGGAUAAAUAAGAAGAAGAAAGUUGAGAGAGAACAAUAUUCCAAAAAACGUAGUCUAAUGAAGAGAAGAAAAAAGAAGAGUAAAGGUGAAAACCCCCCAAAAAUAAAGAAGAAAAAAAUGAAACAAACAAAUCCUUUGACGAGAUAACGAUGAGAUGAAAUUUCAAAUGCCAAAAUAAGCUUUACUUGAUUUUUUCUUGAUUAACAACAACAACAACAAACACACACACUGUUUCUUUGUUCUGUUUAACACUUUCAGCAACGAAAGUUAGAAGAAUAUUAAACAAACACACACACACGACUAUUAGGUUAGUAGGUUUAAGAGCAUGAAAAGAGGGAGAAAGUGUAAGCAAAUGGUGAGGAAAACAACACACACAUUAACAUUAAAGAUGCAUACACAUAAAAGUUUAAUCGAUAAGUAAAUUAAUUGAGCGUAAGUUUAGACUAAUAUUAAAUGAGAGGAUAAAAGCUAUAGAAAACUUUAUUUUUUAUUAAGGAAAAUCAAUUUUUAGUCCUUAAGGGAGGUUAGAUUUAGGAAGGAAGAAAGUAUAACUUAUACAUAUUUAAGUUUAAGAAAGUAAAGAAAAUAAAGGUAAAUUUAAAAGUGAAGAGGAAAAUAUCUAUAUACUAGAAAGAGAGGGAAUGUGUAAGUAAUGUAACUGUAGCGAACUCACUCAUAAACACUCACACACACACAGGUUGGAACCUCUAAACUAUUCAUAUUCACAUUUACAGAAAAA